Talpa occidentalis (Iberian mole) is the source of this 7525-nucleotide messenger RNA. Its product is annotated as lysine-specific demethylase 5D-like. Gene Ontology annotation, molecular function: histone demethylase activity; DNA binding. The transcript has 27 exons. Gene Ontology annotation, cellular component: nucleus. Gene Ontology annotation, biological process: chromatin remodeling. NCBI's taxonomy places the organism in Eukaryota, Metazoa, Chordata, Mammalia, Eulipotyphla, Talpidae. Bases 268 to 5010 code for a protein of 1580 amino acids. The record is from RefSeq and is a predicted model, not a curated record.
UUGAAAGGUCCGGCAGUUUAACCUAGAAUUUUGCUGUACUGUUUCCGUAAUGUUAUUGCAGCAGUAGUUUGUGAUAUUAAGUUAUAGAAAAAUAGAUUCUGUGAUCUCAGUUAUUAACUGGCUGGCAUAAUGUCUCUGGUUUGACUAGCAACUGGAGAAUCGAUCCGCGGAGUGACACAGUGCAAACAAACCGGAAAACACGCUCCAGGUUCAAGAUGGUGGUUGAAAGCUGAGACUGGUGGCGACUGAUAAGUAGUUGAAGCUGACAUGGAGGGAGGAGCUGAGGAAUUUCUACCGCCGCCGGAAUGCCCUGUGUUCGAGCCUACCUGGGCGGAAUUCCGAGACCCGCUUGAGUACAUUGCGAAAAUUAGACCCAUCGCUGAGAAAUCGGGCAUUUGUAAGAUUCGCCCACCCGCGGACUGGCAGCCUCCCUUUGCAGUUGAAGUUGACAACUUCAGAUUUACUCCUCGAAUACAAAGACUAAAUGAACUAGAGGCCCAGACCAGAGUGAAAUUAAACUAUUUGGACCAGAUUGCAAAGUUCUGGGAAAUCCAAGGCUCAUCGUUAAAAAUUCCCAAUGUGGAACGGAGGAUCUUGGACCUCUACAGCCUUAGUAAGAUUGUCAUGGAGGAAGGUGGUUAUGAAGCCAUCUGUAAGGACCGUCGGUGGGCCAGAGUUGCACAGCGCCUCAGUUACCCACCAGGGAAAAACAUUGGGUCCCUUUUACGUUCUCACUAUGAACGCAUCAUUUAUCCCUAUGAAAUGUUUCAGUCUGGAGCCAACCUUGUGUGUAACACUCACCCAUUUGAAAGCAAGGAAAAAGACAGGGAAUACAAACCACACAGUAUUCUCCUUAGACAGUCUGUGCAACCUUCCAAGUUCAGUAGCUACAGUCGCCGGGCAAAAAGACGGCAACCUGAUCCAGUACCCACAGAAGAGGACAUUGACAAGAACCCAGAGUUGAAAAAGCUACAGAUUUAUGGGGCAGGUCCUAAGAUGAUUGGCUUGGGUCUCAUGGCCAAGGACAAGACAUUGCAGAACAAAGAUAAAGAAGGGGCCAUGUGUCCUCCUACUGUUAGGUUGAAAAAGGAACCAAGUAAUGAUGAGAAAGUACACUCAGCCUUGCCUAAGGAAGACUUAAGUCAUACCAUAGAGUCUUGCACUAAGAUGACAAUGCACCUACGGAAGAAUCACAGCGGUGCUCAGUUUAUUGAUUCAUAUGUUUGCCGAAUAUGCUAUCGAGGGGAUGAGGAUGAUAGACUUCUUCUCUGCAAUGGCUGUGAUGACAAUUACCACAUCUUCUGCCUGUUACCACCACUUCCUGAAGUUCCCAGAGGUGUCUGGAGGUGCCCAAAGUGUAUCAUGGCGGAAUGUAAGAGAUCCCCUGAAGCCUUUGGCUUUGAGCAGGCUACCCAGGAGUACACUUUGCAGAGCUUUGGUGAAAUGGCUGAUUCAUUCAAGACUGACUAUUUCAGCAUGCCUGUGCAUAUGGUACCUACAGAACUAGUAGAGAAGGAAUUCUGGAGAAUAGUGAGCAGCAUUGAGGAGGAUGUAACAGUGGAGUAUGGAGCAGACAUUCAUACCAAAGAAUUUGGCAGUGGUUUUCCUGUCAGCAGUAGCAAAAUAAACCUGUCUCCUGAAGAGGAGGAGUAUGCAACCAGUGGUUGGAAUCUGAAUGUGAUGCCAGUGCUGGAUCAAUCAGUUCUUUGCCACAUCAAUGCUGACAUCUCAGGCAUGAAGGUUCCCUGGCUCUAUGUAGGAAUGGUAUUCUCAGCAUUUUGUUGGCAUAUUGAAGAUCACUGGAGUUACUCUAUUAACUAUCUGCAUUGGGGUGAGCCAAAGACCUGGUAUGGGGUACCUUCAGUGGCAGCAGAGCACUUAGAGGAGGUGAUGAAGAGGCUGACACCUGAGUUAUUUGAUAGCCAGCCUGAUCUCCUACACCAGCUUGUCACUCUCAUGAAUCCCAAUACUCUGAUGUCUCAUGGUGUGCCAGUUGUCCGCACAAACCAGUGUGCAGGAGAAUUUGUCAUUACAUUCCCUCGGGCUUAUCACAGUGGCUUUAACCAAGGCUACAAUUUUGCUGAAGCUGUCAACUUUUGCACCGCUGACUGGCUACCUGUUGGACGGCAGUGCAUUGAUCACUAUCGGCAACUACGCCGCUACUGUGUUUUUUCCCAUGAGGAGCUUAUAUGCAAGAUGGCUGCUUUUCCAGAGAAACUGGACCUGAAUCUGGCUGUAGCUGUGCAUAAGGAAAUGUUUAUUAUGGUUCAGGAAGAGCGACGUUUACGAAAGACCCUGCUGGAGAAGCUAUCCUUACAAAGUUGGGCCCACAGCAGGGCUGAUUGUUGGCCUAGGUGGGGUAUCCUCAACCCUGCUCCUAGUAUUUACAGUAUAUGUGGGUUGACCCACCCCCAGGGCAUCACAGAGGCUGAGCGAGAGGCUUUCGAGCUACUCCCAGAUGAUGAACGCCAGUGUAUCAAGUGCAAGACCACAUGCUUCCUAUCUGCCCUGGCCUGCUACGACUGCCCAGAUGGCCUUGUCUGCCUUUCCCACAUCAAUGAUCUCUGCAAGUGCUCCAGAAGCCGACAGUACUUACGGUAUCGGUAUACACUGGAUGAGCUCCCUGCUAUGCUGCAAAAGCUGAAAGUUCGAGCUGAAUCCUUUGACACCUGGGCCAACAAAGUACGAGUGGCCCUAGAGGUAGAGGAUGGCCGAAAGCGCAGUUUUGAAGAACUCAGGGCACUAGAGUCUGAGGCUCGUGAGAAGAGGUUUCCUGAUAGUGAGCUACUGGAGAGAUUGAAAAACUGUCUAAGUAAAGCAGAAGCUUGUGCUUCCCAAGUCCUGGGACUGGUCAGUGGCCAAGAGGCCAGGCUAGAAUCCUCACAACUGACCCUGACCGAGCUCCAGGUCCUUCUUGAACAGAUGGGCAGUCUGCCAUGUGCCAUGCAUCAGAUUGGGGAUGUCAAGGAUGUCCUGGAACAGGUAGAAGCCUACCAAGCUGAGGCACAGGAGGCCCUUGCUUUACUGCCUCCCAGUCUAGGGAAAUUGAGGUCCCUGUUGAAGAAGGGGCAGCAGCUGGGUGUGGAAGUACCUGAAGCCUAUCAGCUCCAGCAGCAGAUGGAGCAGGCCCGAUGGCUGGAUGAGGUGAAGCAAGCAUUGUCUCCUUCAGCUGAGAGGGGCUCCCUACUCUUCAUUCAGGGGCUCUUGGUUACAGGCGCCAAGGUAGCCUCCAGCCCUUCUGUGGAUAAGGCUCGGGCUGAACUUCAGGAGAUGCUGACCAUUGCAGAACGCUGGGAAGAAAAAGCCCAUUUUUGUCUGGAAGCCAGGCAGAAGCAUCCACCAGCUACCUUGGAAGCCAUAAUCCGUGAGGCUGAAAACAUCCCUAUUCACCUACCUAAUAUCCAGGCACUCAAAGAGGUCCUAACUAAGGCACAGGCUUGGAUUGCUGAUGUGAAUGAGAUCCAAAAUGGUGACCACUAUCCCUGUUUGGAUGAUUUGGAGGGCCUGGUGGCUGUGGGCCGGGAUCUACCUGUGGGAUUGGAGGAGCUAAGACAGCUGGAGCUCCAGGUACUGACAGCACACUCAUGGAGGGAAAAGGCCUCCAAGACCUUCCUCAAGAAGAAUUCUUGCUACACGUUGCUGGAGGUGCUCUGCCCAUGUGCGGAUGCUGGCUCAGAUAGCACUAAGCGCAGCCGGUGGAUGGAAAAGGAGCUGGGGUUGUACAGAUCUGACACAGAGCUGCUGGGGCUGUCUGCGCAGGACCUCAGGGACCCAGGCUCUGUGAUCGUGGCCUUCAAGGAGGGGGAACAGAAGGAGAAGGAGGGUAUCCUGCACCUGCGCCGCACGAAUUCUGCUAAGCCUAGUCCCCUGGCAUCAUUGACCACCGCCUCCCCUGCAAACUCCAUCUGUGUGUGUGGUCAGGUGCCAGCAGGGGCGGGAGCUCUCCAGUGUGACCUGUGCCAGGACUGGUUCCAUGGGCGGUGUGUUUCAGUCCCCCGCCUCCUCAGUUCCCCAAGAUCCAGUCCCAACACAUCCCCCCUGUUGGCCUGGUGGGAGUGGGACACCAAAUUCUUGUGUCCACUGUGCAUGCGCUCACGGCGCCCACGCCUGGAGACCAUUCUGGCACUACUGGUAGCCCUACAGAGACUACCUGUGAGACUGCCGGAGGGUGAAGCCCUACAGUGCCUUACAGAGAGGGCAAUGGGCUGGCAAGGCCGUGCCAGGCAGGCUCUGGCCUCUGAGGAUGUGACUGCUUUGUUGGGAAGGCUGGCUCAACUUCGCCAGCGACUGCAGGCUGAACUCAAUCCCGAGGAGCCCCCUAUCUACCCUGCAGCCCCUGCCUCUGACCUUAUCAGAGAAUGCAGUAGCAAGGAUAUGCAUAAGGUCCAAGGGUUGCUGAAGAAAGGGGACUAUAUGAAUAAUCAUGAGAAGAUAGACCCCUCUGGGCAGGAUUCAGGCAUGGAACUGCUGUCGUCAGUACUGCAAAAAUUGACUGGCCCUGUCUUAGAGCUGCCUGAGGCUACCCGGGUUCCCCUAGAGGAACUCAUGUUGGAGGGAGACCUCCUUGAGGUGACUCUGGAUGAAAACCUUAGUAUCUGGCAGCUUUUACAGGCAGGGCAGCCUCCAGACCUGGAGCGGAUCCGCACACUUUUGGAGCUGGAGAAGCCAGAGGUUCAAGGAAGUCAAGCAAGGGUCCGGGCCCUGGACAAACGGCGGCGGCUACGGAAAAUAGAUCUGGGUGGAAAAAGUGAGGAACUUGUCCAAGAAAAACUAGAGUCAAAAAAGGCUCGGAGCUCAGGAGUUAAGUCUGAAGAGAGUCGAGAGAAAGAAGAAUUUGAAGAGGAAACAAAUCACGAAAAUAGGUUCCUGACAUACCCUACAGACCAUUGCCUCAUCUUGAAAGGAAGUCAAAAUAGAUUACAAAAGAAGUAUUCGGAUUCUUCAUCCUCUUUUCAUAUUUUAACUAACCCCUUGCUGCACCUGUCUGACUCUCAGCAACAGGAGUUAUGAGAGCAAUACUUUUUUUUUUUUUUUUUUUUGAUUCAGUGCCUCCUGAACUUCUCCGGUUCCUACUCUUUUCUAUAUAGAAUUUGUUGCUUUAAAAUUUUAGUAUCUAGUAUUUUAAGGUCAUCUAAGGACAAUGCCUUAUCUCAAUCUUCCCCAAAUUGCCAUGCAGGUAACAUCACUAGCACUAGUAUGGAGUGUUUCCUAGGCCUUUUGUGUUCUAGACUGGGACAGGUAAAACUUGGGAAUUAUAGCUCAUUUUCUUCCUCUCUGCUUUUUCAUAUAACUGUGAAAGCAUUUUGGUGCUUCAAGGUUUCUUAACUUUCAUUCUACCUCCUUUUCUCCCCUUGGUUCACAUUGUAAGAAAAGACAUGUGAUGUGAUUAUAUUAAAACCAAAAGGAAAGAGCAAAACAGAUUUUUGCUUUAAGCUAUUUUUAAUUUUUUUCAAAAAAAUAAACACUCUGGGUGUGUUUUAAAACUCUGAAUCUGACUUGCACUUCUUGAAUUAGAGAAGUGAGUGAAGGACUAAAGUUGGGAAGUCUAAAGACAUAAUUUUAAAAUCCAUGUUUUUAUUGUUGGUGUAAGGGGCAUUCAUUUUUAUGUUAAGAUUUGAGAUUUAAGUUAGGCUUGAUGUUCACUCUAUGGAUGUCCAUAGUUCAGCAGCAUUUACUGAAAAUUAUUUUGUUCCCCGACAGAAAGCUUUUUCUUUGUUGAAAAUCUGUUACUUUGACUUUUGCGGUGUGUGUUUUUCUUUUCCAUGAUUUAUAUCUGUCCCUUUAGGAAACAUUCCAUUAUUUUGAUUACUGAAACUUUGUAAGUCUUAAAAUACACAAAAUUAUUCUCUCCCUUAAUUAAAAUAGUUUAAGCUGGCCUAAUGGCAACUUUUUCCAUAUGUACUUGAGUCAUAAAUUUUAAGACUUGAAUUGUUACACUUCUGUUUUCUUUCAGUUGAUCAUCUGAUUUAUACAUACAAGAAUUCAGUGAGAUUAAUGCACAGAUUUCUGAGGCAAAAUUAGUAAAACACCAUUAACUUACGCUGUAUCUCUUCUCUCAGUGACACAGAAUGUGUAUUUCAGUUCCUCUCAGUGGAUUGUCAGUGUGGCUUGAAUCUAGUAAUCAUGUUUUAAAACUCAGUGGAGUUCCCUAAUUUUCUGUUGACACUGUUAGUGUUGACCUUGCUAUUUCCGUAUAAAAUACAAUGCCACUUAUCUUCAUGUCUCACUUUUGUCUAUUCCGAGGCUGAUAUUCAAUCUUGUUACUGAGAAACUUAAUUUUAGCCAUUGCCAAAGUGGUAACUUUAGCUGUCAACAAACAAAAAUUAUCGGUCUGCAUUCUUGGAAUCAGGUAAAAUAAAGUCUAACUUUAUUAAAAUACAAGGAUUGUUUUCUGAACUUCCAUCUUUUGUUUUGCUCUGCAAGCUUAGCAUAAACCUGUGAUUCUCACCUGUACCCUCUGAAAAUACUUUAUCCAAAGAAAUCUUUUUGUUUCAAUUGAAGGAACAUUGUGUUGUAAUACAAUAUAUAAGCUCCAGGUGCAGAGCCCUAUAGCUUAACAUUUUGUACACUAGAUUAUGAUGUGGGUUUUGCUUUUUUAACACAGCAUCUCCUCCCUUUACCUGUUUCCUUUUACAAGUUUGCAUAUGCAUCUCAUCAUUUGAGAAUUACUGUGUAGUGAGAAAUACACUGAUAGAGUGAAAAAGCUGAAAACUACAUUCAAUAACCUCUUAAGUACGAGCCACAGAAUACUUGUUUUCAAUAAGGGGAAAAUACAAAGUCAAUUAUGUACCUUUUCAAGGGUCCCUCUGCCAGUUAGGGUGUAUAGUUUAACAAGCAAGUUUUACCAUAGCUGAAAUCAAAUACAGCAUUAGGUUCUGAAUAUAACUGAGUCAAGAAAGAUUUUUAGCAACAACUUAAUUUCUGUCAUUUAGUUUUCUAUAAUAGUGGUUGAGGAUGAUUCAGAAACUUGAAUGUUGAUCUGGAACUCAAAAACUGCCAUUACUAAGCCAUCAAAUUGCUGUAUGUAGAUCAGUAGAUACUCAGUUUCCAUUUGACAAAAAAUUCAUAAACUUGUGUUAAGUUCAGAAGUUCACCAUUGUCAACAUAGCAACUUAUCCAAUAUACAAUGAAUAACCAAAGAUUCUAUAAAUACAUUUUCAGGUCUUCGUAAAUAUCAGCUCCACAAAUUUCUACCAGCAAUGGCAGUAAUACCAAUAUACGCUUUGGUUUCACUUUGUAUUAGCUAUAAAAAUAUUCUUACCUAUUCACUCCAUGUUAUUAAUAAAUAAUAGAGAACUAUUAAUAAAGGCUUCUUAGUUACUUCCAAAUGACAGUGGCAUCCAAAAGAAAGAAAAUAAGCACCUUAAGGAGGAAAAUGCACUGGGAGUAAUGUUUUCAACUCUAUCUGUUGAAUGCCAACUUAUGUUUAUUUUAUCUGGACACAUUUCUUCAGCUACUGCUUGUAUGAAUACAAUUUUAACUCCACAUUGGUAAAUGUCUGUAUUUGGUUAUCAAAUGAGCCAUC